Messenger RNA from Calypte anna (Anna's hummingbird), 1726 nucleotides. RefSeq names its product ribonuclease/angiogenin inhibitor 1 (gene RNH1). Gene Ontology annotation, molecular function: protein binding. The record is from RefSeq and is a predicted model, not a curated record. NCBI's taxonomy places the organism in Eukaryota, Metazoa, Chordata, Aves, Apodiformes, Trochilidae. Gene Ontology annotation, cellular component: cytoplasm.
GGGUGGGACCGGACCGGACCCGGGGAGGCCGAGCGGGCAGUACGAGCUACAGGGCCCGGGAUGAGGCGACGAGAAGGGUAACGUGAUCUUAGCUGUUGAAAUGGAGCUUGACAUCCAGUGUGAGGAGAUGAGCCCAUCUAGAUGGGCAGAACUUCUGUCCACAAUGAAAUCCUGCAAAGCCAUCAGGCUGGAUGACUGCAAUCUCUCCAGCAGUAACUGCAAGGAUCUCUCCUCCAUCAUCAAUACAAAUCCAUCGCUCACAGAGCUGAAGCUGAACAACAACGAGCUGGGAGAUGCAGGCAUUGAGUACCUCUGCAAAGGAUUGCUGAUGCCAACCUGCAGCCUCCAGAAGUUGUGGCUGCAAAACUGCAAUCUGACAAGUGCCAGCUGUGAGACCCUCAGCUCCAUCCUCAGUGCCCAGCCUUCCCUGACAGAGCUGUAUGUAAGUGAUAACAAACUGGGGACUGCUGGAGUGAAGGUUCUGUGCCAAGGGAUGAUGAACCCCAGCUGCAAGCUGCAGAAGCUGCAGCUGGAGUAUUGUGAACUGACAGCUGAUAUUGUGGAAAGUCUGAACGCUUCUCUGCAAAGCAAGCCCAGCCUGAAGGAGCUGAGCCUGAGUAACAACACCCUGGGAGACAGAGCUGUGAAGCAGCUGUGCCAGGGACUGGUGGAGGCAAGCUGCAGCCUGGAGCUCCUACACCUGGAGAACUGUGGCAUAACCAGUGAUAGCUGCCAGGACAUCAGUGCUCUUCUCAGCACCAAGUCAUCACUGAGAGACCUCUCUGUGGGGGACAACAAGAUUAGGGACUCUGGUCUGGCUCUGCUGUGCCAAGGACUUCUGCAUCCUAACUGCAAAAUUCAGAAGCUGUGGCUAUGGGAUUGUGAUCUCACAAGUGCUAGCUGUAAAGAUCUCUCCAGAGUCAUCAGUACAAAAGAGACCCUCGCAGAGAUCAGUCUGAUAGACAAUAACCUGAGGGACUCAGGAAUGGAAAUGCUUUGUCAGGCUCUCAAGGAUCCCAAAUCUAAGCUGCAGGAGCUAUGGAUUAGGGAGUGUGGGCUCACAACUGCUUGCUGCAAGGCUCUCAGCUCUGCUCUCAGUGUCAACAAGCACUUGAAGGUGCUGCAUAUGGGAGAGAACAAGCUGGGAGAAGCAGGGGUUGGACUCCUGUGUGAGGGAUUGCUGCACCCAACUGCACCAUCCAGUCCUAUGAGGAGGAUGGCAAUAGGUGGUAGCAUGGCAGUUUUUUGCUCACAAACUGAUAUUUUAACUAGCCCACUGGCAAGCAGGCACCAACAUCUGGCCAGCUGUGGCUUUUGUGACACUCAGGACACUCUGAUUGUCUCCUCUGUGCCAUCUGACCAAAGCCUGGAGCUGCAGCUGGGUAACUGUGACCUGACAGCAUCCUGCUGUGCAGCCCUGGCCACUGUCCUGGUCACCAAGCAGUGCCUUACUGAGCUGGACCUCAGCUACAACCCCCUGGAUGAUGCAGGCAUCAGGAAGAUCUGUGAAGCCUUGAGGAAUCCCAGCUGCAACCUGCAGCAGCUGAUUUUAUAUGACAUUUUCUGGAGUUCUGAAGUGGAUGAUGAACUGAGAGCCCUGGAAGAAUCCAAGCCUGAAAUGAAGAUUAUUUCCUGAGAGGUGACUGUCUGCAGAGCAACAUCAAAGCAGUUUCCUCUUCUUUAUAUGAACUUCUUAAUCCAUAAAGCUAAUUAACUUCAUAGAGAA